Messenger RNA from Entrophospora sp. SA101, 651 nucleotides. NCBI's taxonomy places the organism in Eukaryota, Fungi, Glomeromycota, Glomeromycetes, Entrophosporales, Entrophosporaceae. The record is from the annotation of a GenBank genome assembly.
AUGGAGUGGGGUCAUCGUAUAUGGGGUCGUGUAAUUGGCUUGGCUUUUCUUUUACCGGCAACAUAUUUUGGAAUUCGUGGUUAUAUGUCUAAAUCCACAAUCAAAAAAGUUAUAGGUUUAGGUGGACUCCUCGGGUUUCAAGGUUUUUUAGGUUGGUAUAUGGUCAAAUCUGGAUUAUCUGACGAGUUGAUGACAUCGGGAGCCGUCCCUCGUGUAAGCCACUAUAGACUGGCAGCGCAUUUAGGAAGUGCAUUUUUACUUUAUUCUGGAAUGGCCUUAACUGGUUUACAAGUUUUGCGUGAUGCAAAAAUAGCCAGAGGAACUUUUCCUAAGAAUGUAACCGAUGCUCUUUCAAAUCCUAUGCUUAAUAGAUUUCGUUUACUAACCAAGUUUACAGCUGCAUUAGUGUUUAUAACUUCGAUGUCAGGAGCUUUAGUAGCAGGUUUAGAUGCGGGACUUAUUUAUAAUGAAUUCCCAUAUAUGGGAAAUAAUAUUAUACCACCUUCAUCAGAAUUAUUUUCAAAGGAAUAUAGUGGACCAGAUGAAAAGAAAAUAUGGAGAAAUUUUUUUGAUAAUCCUACUACAGUUCAAUUUGAUCAUAGAGUUCUGGUAAUAAACAACGCUUUUAUUUUUAUUUACAACUUUGUAUAA